Messenger RNA from Tilletiaria anomala UBC 951, 2247 nucleotides. RefSeq lists its product as uncharacterized. The record is from RefSeq and is a predicted model, not a curated record. Gene Ontology annotation, cellular component: nucleolus. The transcript is spliced from 8 exons. The coding region runs from base 116 to 1774 and encodes 552 amino acids. Lineage: Eukaryota; Fungi; Basidiomycota; Exobasidiomycetes; Georgefischeriales; Tilletiariaceae.
UCCACUUAGCUGGCCUUGAUCGUGCUACCAAUUCGCCUUACUGCACUGAAUCAUUCUGCUGAAGGUCCCAAAAGGAACAUAGAGUAACGCCACUGGGUCUCUCACAAUCGCAAAUAUGGUCAAAGUCAAAAAGCGCGCAUCCAAGCGCACCAGCGUCAAGCAAAGGGAGAAGGUUAAGAAACGCGUGAACGAGCAUCACAGAAAAUCGCGCAAAGAGGCAAAGAAGAGCACUCAAUGGAAGAGUCGUGUCAAGAAAGAUCCAGGUAUCCCGAACAGCUAUCCUUACAAGGAGCAGCUUCUCGAAGAAAUUCAGCAGAAGCGCCAAGCAGCCGAGGAAGCCAAGCUUGCUGCUCGUGAGGCUGCCAAGGAAGGAAGAUCCAGAGAGGAAGAUGGUACAGCUGAUGAUGAGGAAGACAAGGGCGAGAACAGCACCGAUGCAGCUGAAGCUUUGGCACAGCAUGCAUCGAGCACUUCCAGCAAACAACCCCAGGUCAAAGAGUAUGCAGGCAGUAUUCAGGAGCUCAUCGACGACUCACGUUGUGUUGGCAUUCUUGUCGCUGUCGACGCACGCGACCCCUUCUCGUGGACCUUGCCUUGGCUCCAGACUCGGGCGUCACAAUCUAACAAGCCGAUCGCUUACGUCUUGACUAGAUGCGACCUUGUCCCACUCGAAAUCGUUUCGCAGUGGGCGCAAGCCAUCCGUCAGGAUACGAGCGCACCCGUCUUCUCUGUCUGCACGGCCAAGGGCCAUGAAGCUGGUCUUGAAGGGCUUUUUAAGCAGAUCUCCACAUGGCAUGGUGAAGCCGCGGCGGAGACUCAAGCUACUGUCGUCGUCUGCGGAUUGGAGAAUGCUGGCCGCACAUCGCUUGCCACAGCUCUACACAAUUAUCAGUCCCCAACAAACGUAAACAUUCUGGAUUCUCCGUCCCUGAUUGCUUCUGAAGAGGCGAUUGAGCCUUCCUCAAGCGCAGCAAGGGUUCUCAUUCGUAACAAAGGAUCGCUUCAAAGAAUCAAAGAGCCUAUGCCGCUCAUCUACGCAUUUCUGAAUAAGAUUGAGAACCCAUCAGAUCUCCAGCUUGUGUACAGCAUUCCAGCCUUCCCCGUCCCAUCCUCCAGUGACUCGUCACAUGCCGAAGCUGCCGCUGAAAGCUUUCUCGUCGGGCUUGCCCGCGCCCGCGGACGCUUAAAGAAGCGCGACCUUCCUGACUCACAUGGCGCUGCGAGAAUCCUGCUGCGAGACUGGAGUGCUGGCGAUUUAAAGUACUACUCCAAGCCGCCCCCAUUGCUGUCAAGUGGUGCGUCUGCGUCCUCAAAUUCUAAAGGCAAGGCUAAGGCGGCCGAGACGGGAAUCGAGCUGGCAAAGGCCCUUGACGGGAAAUGUCUCCCGCGCAAGGAGUGGCGCCUCAAAUGGGCCGCUAAGGAGAUCCGACUGAAGUAUCACGCACUAGAUGACGGCACCGGCAAAAACGAGCUCAUCUUCUCAGCACGAAAGUCUCGGGUCUCCUUUGUGUCAUCCGCUGACGGACUGGAUGAUGAGGAUGGCAGCGACGACGAUCAAAGUGACAGCGGCGACACAGAGGGGCAGCAAAUAGAAGAGGAGGCAUGUUCACAAGAGGACUCGGAAGUGGUCAAGCAAGUGGAGGAUCAAACAUCGUCCGCUAAUCCGAAUCGGAGCGCCAAGAGAAAGGGUGUCCUAGCAGGAUCGGAGCAAGCUCCCAAAAAGGCUAAGGCGCAGAUCGGUCAAAAGUAUCAAUUCAGCGACCACUUCUGCUAGUUUGUCUACUACUUCGAUUGGCCUUUGGCUGCGUUUCUCGCUCGCCGUGGCUUGACAACGUGAUAAUGAGACUCAAUGUUAGAGCUCUGCGCCACAUGCGCAAGCGAUGCGGUUGCAGUCUCUUUGACCUCUAAUUUGACUGGGAUGCUUUGUUUGUUUUCUUCCUCCACCUCGAGUUUGACUCUCGCAACGGGCUCUAUUCCAAGCGGGGAAGAUGUCGUGACACCGUCUGUUACAUCCAUCUUGGCGUACCCUUCAUCCUGAAAAGUGCUGAAAGCACGCAAGUCCGCAGUGAACAAGAUCGAAUGCGCCCAUCCAGCAUACUCUCCCCAGAGCUUCCUGAGCUGGUCUGCAAUGUCUUCGUACUUCUUGGACCUGAUCUUGUAUUUCUUCUCAGCGAAAGCGAAGACGUGCCUGUCCACUGGUAUACUUUCUGGUUGAUCUAAUGACAUCAGCAGAAUGCAACUGCAAAU